AUGGCGUAUUGUGGUGAAUCUUACGAUUUGAAAAAAGAUCCUACUCUUUCGUCUCAACAUUCGUUGUCGAGUCCCAACUUUCUAGAAUAUUUAACUAAUACUUCUGCUUCAAUACCAUCUUCGAAAAGUAACAUCGAUUUAAAAAUUAAAACUACAAUUAUUCCAGCUAGACGUUCUAGGUCCCCGAGCCCUACGCCCAUGCCUUAUCCCGGUUACGUAGCUUCUGGAAUGAGAGUUAAUUUGCCAUCAUUUAAUUCCAAUUUAAAUUCUAGUAGUAUGACGGUUAAUAAUUCAUUUUCAAGGUCCACCCCAUCGCAGUCUUCAUCGUUGAUGAACAAUUAUUUAGGCGAUUGCAUAAAAUAUCCCACUAAUCGUAAUUAUGGUUCCAAUGUAACUAAAUACGGCCCCCGUUCUCCUACUUCUCCUAUGAAAAUCGAAAGUCCCGGUACUUUGCUCCCUAAUUCAAAUUUUUGUUUGUCUUGUCCUCCUGCGAGUCUUCAAUUAUCGGCGGCAAUACAAACAAAACGAACCGAUCCAGAUGCUCCUGGAGAAGUAGAUCGGGACUACAUUGGAUUUGCUACACUACCCGAGCAAAUACAUAGGAAAUCGGUAAAAAAAGGAUUUGAUUUCACUUUGAUGGUUGUCGGAGAAUCAGGACUUGGAAAAUCAACUUUGGUUAACAGUUUGUUUCUAAGUGAUUUAUACAAGGAUAGAAAAAUUCCAGAUGUCAGCGAUCGAGUGGAAAAAACUACGACGAUUGAAAAAAAAUCAAUGGACAUCGAAGAAAGAGGUGUUAAAUUACGUUUGACAAUUGUUGAUACACCUGGAUAUGGGGAUGCCAUCAAUGGAGAGGAAAGUUGGAGAUCUUGUUGUGCUUAUAUCGAUGAACAAAUGCGCCAAUAUUUUCAAGACGAAAGUGGUUUAAACCGUAAAAAUAUUCAAGAUAAUAGAGUUCACUGUUGCGUUUAUUUUGUACCUCCAUACGGUCAUGGAUUAAGGCAAUUAGAUUUAGAAUUUAUGAGACGGUUGCAUCGGAAAGUAAAUAUUGUACCGGUGAUUGCCAAAGCAGAUACCCUAACGGCUUCGGAAGUUAAAAGACUGAAAGAACGAAUAAUGGCCGAUAUAGAAGAAAAUCAAAUACAGAUAUAUCAGUUUCCAGAUUGCGACAGCGAUGAAGAUGAAGAGUUUAAAGAACAAGAUAGAGAACUCAAAGCGAGCGUACCUUUUGCUGUUAUUGGAAGUAAUGUUUUAUUAGAAAUAAAUGGAAAACAAGUUCGAGGUCGACAAUAUCCCUGGGGUAUUGUUGAAGUUGAAAAUCCUAAACAUAGCGAUUUUAUAAAACUAAGAAAUAUGCUCAUUUGCACACACAUGCAUGACCUCAAAGACAUCACACAAGACGUUCAUUAUGAAAAUUUUCGGGCUCAGUGCAUUUCACAAAUUUCCAAAGAAGCAAUAAGAGAAAGGAGUAAAUUGAAAAGAGAUUCAAUUGCUCAAAUGGAAGGAUUAUCAGAUACGGAUCGUUUGCUAUUAGAAAAAGAUGAAGAAAUAAGAAGAAUGCAAGAUAUGUUAAAACAAAUGCAAGAAAAAUUACAAAUAGAUUCCAAUAAAAGGGACAGCGUUUUAAACGUUUAA
This is a messenger RNA of Pediculus humanus corporis (human body louse), 1632 nucleotides long. RefSeq names its product Septin-4, putative. The record is from RefSeq and is a predicted model, not a curated record. The transcript has 6 exons. Gene Ontology annotation, cellular component: microtubule cytoskeleton; cell division site; septin ring. Gene Ontology annotation, biological process: cytoskeleton-dependent cytokinesis; regulation of exocytosis. Gene Ontology annotation, molecular function: GTPase activity; GTP binding; molecular adaptor activity. Bases 1 to 1632 code for a protein of 543 amino acids. NCBI's taxonomy places the organism in Eukaryota, Metazoa, Arthropoda, Insecta, Psocodea, Pediculidae.